GAAAGGAUGAGGAACAGCUUUUAGUAGAUUUUUCUUACUUUUCCCAAAACAAGGUGCUCUUGUAAGCUGUUAAGACUGUUUUUGGAUAAAAAGGGAGAAAGUAAAAAAUACAGACAGAAAAAUGCCUUUUGGAUUAGCAAGCUUCAAAGAGCAGGUGUUCAAACCUGGGAAGGAGGAGGUGAAGAAUACGGUAGGGGACUCUCUAGGAAAACUGCAAAGGAAAAUAGAUGGUACUAAUGUGGAGGAUGAAGACAUUGAAUUGAGAGAGGAUGGUCGUCCUGUGGCAUCGACACCACGUCCUGCCCCCUUGCUGGACUGCAGCUGUGGUGGCCUGCCUAAGCGCUACAUCAUCGCCAUUCUCAGUGGCCUGGGCUUCUGCAUCUCUUUUGGCAUUCGAUGCAAUCUUGGUGUGGCCAUUGUGGAGAUGGUGAACAACAACACGGUCUAUAUAAAUGGGACUCCAGUGCUUCAGAAAGCUCAGUUUAACUGGGACCCAGAGACAGUGGGGUUGAUCCAUGGCUCUUUCUUCUGGGGCUACAUCGUCACUCAGAUACCCGGAGGAUUCAUCUCCAACAAGCUGUUUGCCAACAGGGUGUUUGGAGCUGCCAUUUUCCUGACAUCAGUGUUGAAUAUGUUCAUCCCAUCAGCUGCAAGGGUGCACUACGGCUGCGUCAUGUUUGUUCGCAUCCUACAGGGCUUAGUAGAGGGUGUCACCUACCCAGCUUGUCAUGGGAUGUGGUCCAAAUGGGCGCCGCCUCUCGAGCGAAGUCGACUUGCCACUACAUCAUUCUGUGGAUCCUACGCAGGAGCAGUGAUCGCCAUGCCUUUAGCUGGUGUGCUCGUUCAGUACGUUGGUUGGUCAUCGGUUUUCUACAUUUAUGGGGUUUUUGGGAUCAUGUGGUACAUAAUGUGGCUCCUGCUGGCUUAUGGAAGUCCUGCUGAACAUCCUACUAUCACAGAUGAAGAAAGGACAUACAUCGAGUCUGCCAUUGGUGAAACAGUUCACCAGCUAAGUUUGGCUGAGAAAUUCAAGACUCCAUGGCGACGGUUCUUUACCUCCAUGCCUGUCUACGCCAUCAUUGUGGCAAACUUCUGCCGCAGCUGGACCUUCUACCUGCUUCUCAUCAGCCAACCUGCAUAUUUUGAAGAAGUGUUUGGCUUCCCCAUCAGCAAGGUGGGAUUCCUAUCAGCUGUCCCCCACAUGGUGAUGACGAUUGUUGUACCUAUUGGAGGACAGCUGGCCGACUUCCUUCGCAGUAACAAAAUCAUGUCUACUACAAAUGUGAGGAAACUCAUGAACUGUGGAGGGUUUGGUAUGGAGGCUACUCUGCUGUUGGUGGUGGGAUUUUCUCAUACCCGAGGGGUUGCCAUUUCCUUCCUUGUAUUGGCUGUGGGCUUCAGUGGAUUUGCCAUUUCAGGUUUUAAUGUCAAUCAUCUGGAUAUUGCUCCCUGCUACGCCAGCAUCCUGAUGGGCAUUUCAAACGGAGUGGGAACACUGUCUGGAAUGGUGUGUCCCUUAAUUGUUGGAGCUUUGACUAAACACAAGACUCGCCUGGAGUGGCAGCAUGUCUUUAUUAUUGCCUCCAUGGUGCAUUACUCUGGGGUCAUCUUCUACGCAAUCUUUGCUUCGGGAGAGGAGCAGGAAUGGGCCACCCCUGAGAGCUUGAGCGAGGAUAAAUGCGGCAUUAUCGAUGAGGACGAGCUGGCUGAAGAGUCGGAGCUCAACAACGAGAAUGCAUUGGCUCCCAAAAAGACUUAUGGAACAACAGACAAUUCAUCCGGUAAAAAACAGGGUUGGAAAAAGAAGAGAGGGGUGACUAUGCAAGAAGAGGAGGAACAUUAUGGGAAUGGAGACUACCAGGACGGGUACCAGUGAGACAGCAUACGGGACAUAUAGGACUUCAUGGUAAAACAAAAGAAAAGCAAGAGGAACUACAGCAUUAAAAUAAGUAACUUAAGACAGCUUAUUAUUUUUUUUUAUUUUUUUUAUUUUUGAUCAAUACAUCUUUAAAUCAUGAUGUACAAUGAUGUCCACUGAAAACAUUUAGAUUUUAAUUGUUUAAAUUAAACAUAAUUUUUAGUAGAUCCCGUUGAAAGAGAUUAAAUGAUCAGAAAAACAUCACUAAACAAUAAAGUAAAUUUAUGCUGACAUGUACUUUAUGCUUAGAACACUUGAACCCACUGAUCAACAUUCAACCAGCACCAUGUUAAAAAACAAGAAUAAAACAUAUCAACUUCCUGCAACAUGUGCUGAUUGUUGCUUACCUUGACCCAUGUGAACAGUUUCUAAAAUGUUUUGUGUCUGCUAUGCAACGUGAAAAGAGACGUACUACUGGAAUGUAUUGAAAGGUCUUACCGCAGGCCGCAGUGUUAAUGUAGUGAGUCUUUUUUGCUUUUGUUGCUCGUAACGUAUGUAUUUGCUGUUGCUGAAUGAUUGCACUCUGUCACUGCUUUGCUUGCUGUCCAUGUCUGAACAGGUCUUAGUUCAUCAUCUGUUUGUGGUG
This is a messenger RNA of Melanotaenia boesemani (Boeseman's rainbowfish), 2504 nucleotides long. It is a transcript of the gene slc17a8, whose product is annotated as solute carrier family 17 member 8. The record is from RefSeq and is a predicted model, not a curated record. Gene Ontology annotation, biological process: transmembrane transport; synaptic transmission, glutamatergic; monoatomic anion transport. The transcript has 12 exons. Gene Ontology annotation, cellular component: excitatory synapse; synaptic vesicle membrane. Bases 122 to 1876 code for a protein of 584 amino acids. NCBI's taxonomy places the organism in Eukaryota, Metazoa, Chordata, Actinopteri, Atheriniformes, Melanotaeniidae. Gene Ontology annotation, molecular function: neurotransmitter transmembrane transporter activity; L-glutamate transmembrane transporter activity.